This is a messenger RNA of Phyllotreta striolata, 2038 nucleotides long. The record is from the annotation of a GenBank genome assembly. NCBI's taxonomy places the organism in Eukaryota, Metazoa, Arthropoda, Insecta, Coleoptera, Chrysomelidae.
GCGGUCGCAGCCAAUUCUCGAGCGUGCGAAAAUUUCGUCCGACAGAAUUUCAUUUUAUACACAAAUAUAAAUACAUAAUGUUAUUCGAAUUCGGCGCGAUAUCUGGCGGUGACGCAACGCCCAGAUAAAAGUUAAAUGUUACAAGAAAUAAGCGGAGGCUUCGGCGUAGAGAAUUGCACGUUUCCCAGUGGUUUACGUUCGACCUGAAACAUGGAAUUUCGCGCGGUCUUUUUCUUCUUUUACCUGUGGUCAUCGGCGGAUUCGGAAAACCGCAACACCUCGCAGGCCCCCGCCUACCUGGAGAAAACGGAACAGGGCCUUUGGAGCAUCCCUUCGGGCUCGCCCGGCAUCCUGUCGGCGAACUUCGGCUACAACAACAUAACGCGCCUGCGCGCCUUCGCCUUCCAUCGCAGCGGCUUCGUCGAUCUGGAAUCGAUCCGGCUGCGCGGCAAUCGAAUCGAUUCGAUCGAUCGCCGGGCGUUCAGGGGGCUCGAUCGCCUGCGGGAGCUCUACCUGCAGGAGAACCGCAUCGAAUCGUUGGACUCCAACACGUUCAAGGCGAACGCGCGGCUGCUGAAGCUCGAUUUGAGCUCGAACGGGAUCCGGUUCGGCGAGGGGCCGUUUUUGAGCUCGCCCUCGCUGGAGACGCUCGUUUUGAGCGACAACCGCAUCGAGCGCAUCCAUCGGGCUACCUUGGCGAAAUUGCCGAAUUUGAGGUAUUUAAUAGUGAAUUCCAACGAGUUGUUUCUGAUAGCCGAUGGGAGUUUCGCGUGGACGAAUCGAUUCGUUUAUCUGUCGAUCGCUCGAACGGGGGUUUACAAAUUGAGCGACGGGAUGUUCGGGAACAACGAGAGUUAUCCGAGAGUUAUCGAUUUGACUGAUACGCCUUUGGCGAACGCUUUCGAUCCGCCGUUGACUAAAGUUAGGAAUAAAGGAGUCAGUGAUUUGAUUAAUAUCGAUAAAUACUUUUAAAAUGUUGUUGUUUUUUUUUGGCGCAGGUCGUUUUUGGGACGUCCUGUAUAUGACGUGAAUAAUUGUCUUCAUAUUGAAGAUGAGUUAAUUUAUGAUGUAUAUUUUAAAUAGGGGAUGGUGCGCGAUUAGUUUUCACACUACUUAACAUAUCUGUUAAGUAUAAACUACGAGGUAGAUAUUGGACUAAAUGAAUAGUAAAUUUGUAUGUAAUUUUUCAAUAUCUAAUCAUGUGUUAAGUAGUCUGUAAACUGCAAUAUCCCUUUAUAAAGACUUUAUAAAGACAAUGCACCGCCAUUGUCGCAGACUGAAUUUUCCUCUAAUAACUUUAAGUAUUAUCAAUUACCUAAGUAAACAUUAGACUAGGACUUAAAUUUCUGUUCCCAUAAAAGCGAAAAAAAAAAAUCACCAGGUCAUAGAAUGACUUGCCAAGAGUGAUAUAAUUGCAAUUUAACGUGUAUUGUGUAAAAUCGCAAGCGAUAAGAUAUUCGGUAUUUAUUAAAUGCGUAUAUACUCACGUAAUUAUUAAAUAAUAUAAAGAAUUUUAUUGUUUGUAUACAAAAAGAUUAUUCUUUCGCGCAAUUCGUAAACAGAUCGAAAUCCGAUACAAACAAACUGCUUUCUUAUAACAUAUUUACAAAUAAUAGAUCAUUGUAUUUAUCUAUUUUUAGAUUUUUCAAUUAUUCUACUUCAGUAGAACGCCCUGUAUAUACAAACUCAAAGCGGAAUGUCGUUAGAUGGAAAUACAGGGUGGCGUUACUUAAUCGUUGAUCGAUUAAAUGGCGAAAGGAAUUUCAUCGAAAGGAAAAAAAAUCGGGUUUUUUGCAUGCACAAAGUUCUCGAAUUACAUCCGCUCGUUUCUCCUAAAAGGCAUAUUAAAAUUUCCAAGACCUGCAUGUCAUUAACUCGUCGUUUCCUGUCGCACAGGUAGAAAAUAACAGUUUGUAAUUUCAAUUUCGCUUGCGCAAACACCUUAUUUUCGAAUCGGUUGUGGAAUUGCAUUAUUUAUAUUACUCGGUGUUUUUUUUUUCGAUUUUAUCGAUUCGAUCGUUUGUUUUUUUAUAUUAUU